GCAAAAACAAAACAACUUUCUCUACCAGCGCCGUUCUUGUACCUUCGGGAUGGAUUUACUCUUGCUGUUUGGAAUUGCGACCGCUUUGCUGGUCGUUCUCGUCACUCUCCUCCUCCUGAACAGGAACAAAUCGAAGAGCGAAGAUGCUCCUCAGGCCGCGGCGGUUCAGCGCGAGGAAAAUGUUCCACGCCGAGCGCAGGUAGUACGAAACCAGCGUAAUCGGGCCAGAGUGGCGGAGGUGGCCGAACAGGGCGAGCAAUCCGACGAAGAGGACACCAUCCCACAGGCUCAGCAUGAUUAUGGCGCCGAAAAACUGGGUGCCAAAAAGCGGGCCAAGUUAGAGGCAAAGGCUGAGAAGAAGCAGCAACGUGAGCAGGAACUGCGGCAUCGCGAGGAGCAGAAAAAGAAAGAUGCCUUGCUCGAAGAGGAACGCAGAAAGCAGUCGGAGAAGGAAGAGCUAGAGGAGAAAAAGCGUGAAGAGGCGGAACGUCUAGCGCGAGAAGAGAAGGAACGAAAGGAACACGAGGAGUAUCUGAAGAUGAAGCAAGCCUUUAGCGUAGAGGAGGAGGGCUUCGAGGAAGAAAAUGCUGAUGAGCAGCAGAAUAGUUUGGCGGAUUUUAUCAAAUUCAUACAGGAUAACAAAAUCGUCGUGUUAGAGGACUUGGCGGCACAUUUCAAGCUGAAAGUGCAAGCCGUUAUAGACAGAAUCGAGGAACUGCAGAAAGAAAACCGCCUCACUGGGGUAAUUGACGAUCGAGGCAAGUUCAUUUACAUUUCCGAAGAGGAACUUAAAUCGGUCGCCAAAUUCAUCCGUCAACGAGGGCGUGUUUCGAUAGCGGAGCUAGCUGAAAACAGUAAUCAGUUGAUUAAUCUGGUUCCGGUUGUUGCUUCGGAGAGCGCCUAAGUGGUCGAGGUUCACGUGAUUCACACAUGUCGAUAAAAUGUUAAUAAUGUUUAUUUAAAAGCAAA
Anopheles darlingi is the source of this 969-nucleotide messenger RNA. It is a transcript of the gene Ddrgk1, whose product is annotated as DDRGK domain-containing protein 1. The transcript is spliced from 3 exons. The coding region runs from base 50 to 904 and encodes 284 amino acids. The record is from RefSeq and is a predicted model, not a curated record. NCBI's taxonomy places the organism in Eukaryota, Metazoa, Arthropoda, Insecta, Diptera, Culicidae.